UUCUAUUAAGUACUUCCGGUGUUAUAAUUGAAGAACAGAUACUUCUUUCUGUAUAAGUAUUGUUUUAUUUUUCUUGACAUACACGGAAAUGAAAACACUUGAUGCGUUGUAUAUGCUAUUAAACAUUGAACGUUAAGAGUAUUUCGCGUUUGUUGUUGAUAUAAAAUAUGACAUGUUGGAGUUUACUGUGCAGUGUUAGUGAGACAUAUUUACUCAGUAGCUGGAGCUAAUUAAUCAGUUAAUAGGUUCAUUACAAGAUAUGGCCACGGACGACGAAGAUAGAAUAAUUAAAGAGAAGCUUAAACCGGUUGAAAAAUGGAAAAAUAAGUUUAAAGAUGACUGGAACUACAAAAAGAAGCUGGUGGUAUUUGAAGAUGCCGACGGCAACAUAGUUACACCGACGACGACAACAACAACAACUACGACCACGACACCGAGACCAAAUAUAACAUCACCGCAACAAAAUGUAACCAAAUAUACACAGCCGACCAAGUUCUCAUCAAUAGCAGUUGUAACAACAAUAGAUCCAAGAUCAGAUAAAGUGAAAUCGGCGGACACAACAGAACUGAUAAAGAUUGUCGGCAUUACAUGUGCAUCGCUGAUUGGGAUUAUUUUGCUGGCAGUUAUCGUCAUACGGUGUUGCAGAAAGACUACGGCCAAACGAAAAGAAAGAGUGACAGUGAGACGGCCGCUACAUGACGCAGAGCGAGAGGAACAUAUAUACGCCGAGAUAGAGCCACUUCAGGCUGCACGGACGCCAAGCCCAGGUGGCGCCUCGGGGAGUUCGAGGGAUGUUGCUUUGCCAAGUAAGAAAUCAAAGAAGCGGCGAGGAGGGGUAUCGAGUUUUCGCGCAUUAUCAACACGUAUUUAUAGAUUUUUUAAUGCUGACACAGAUAACCAGUCUGUGUUUUAUAACCGGACCAAUCAACAAGCUACUGUAGAAGAAAUCCCCCCAGAACCACCAGAAAGAAAUAUAGCUAAUGGUAAGAAAACAAAACGUGUAAAUCGUUUUGAAUCUACUGCCUCCCGGCGACCACUUCUCGAUGGAGAUUCUCGCACAGACGUCUCUCCACGAGACUCCACGUCGUCUGCUGCAGACAUGAGAGGAAAUAUUUAUAACCCAUUACUUAGGGAAAGUGAAGGUCGUGCUCCUUCCGGUCCAUACGAUCAUCUGACUUUGAGUAAAACUCAGUCAGGUAACAUUAGAGACAGUGGUGUGCCUCCUUCGCCUCAUGAUUAUUUCACUCUGGAGAAAACAUCAAGGGAGGUAAAUCCUGAUGCAGAUGGUGAGCAAAAAGAUAGUGGAUAUUUGACUGAAUCAAAUUCAGUUCCUCAAGACUCAGUUGUGAUUGAAAAUGAGUUACAUGGUGGCAUAGAUACUAUUGAAGAAGAAUCUGAAUUAACAGGAACACCAAAAAAUCAUGACUAUUUUAUACUUGAGCCUCAUCAAAGAGAAUCAAUGAAGAAAUCAGACGCUAACAGAAGUGUUAAAUCUAACCAGUCGACCAGUGCGUCUGAAGGUUCUUCUAAAGUAGAAUCACCAAUAAAAGAUCAUAAAACUAAGCCUGAAGUAACACCAAGAGUUACAAAGACUUCUGAAGGCAAAUCUCCCACAAAGUCUAUCCCUACCACUCCAGCCAAUGAUUUAUCUAGUCCGUAUGAGGUAGCAGUUGACAUUGAUGCAAGUGUAAAAGACACACAGGAUGUAAAUAAUACAGAAGUAAAAAGUAGAGAAUCUAAGGAGGAAACUUAUGUGUUAUCUAAAUUAGGGGAUGCCCCAAAACCACCAGAAGCAGUGAAUGACGAUGAAUAUUUAAGUCCUGUCGAUGUUGAGAAAAAGCCAGAUUAUGUAGAUGUUUUUCCAAAUCCUCCACCACGUUCAAGUUCGCUACAGCCUCAUGAACUUGGUGAUCAUCAAUCUCCAGAUCAUAGUUCUCCUUCUCAUAGUAAAAUUCCACCGAAGCACGAAAGCACCUCACCGGUGCAUAAGACUGGAAAUAGUUCACCUAAACAUAAACAAAAGGCUUCGCAAAAAGAUUCACACAAAUCACCGUCACACAAAUCCCCUUCACACAAGCCUGUUUCUCCUACACGCAGCAAAGUUGAAACAGACAUAUAAGAAGUGUAUGUAAUUUGAAGCCGUUAGUUUUAAAAAGGGCCAUCACUUCAAUUUAUUUUAGAGAUAUAAUAUUUUGAAAACAUCUUAUGUUCUUUAUCACAGUAGAUGUAUUGUGAUAAUUGUAAAAAGACCUGUUUUUUUUUUAAAGUAUAGCGACACAUACCUCACUGAAAACAUCUUUUGUGAAUCUGAUAAUUACAUUUGUCAAAAAGUCCAAUACUUUACUAGCUCAACAAAGCAAUGUUCUGCCAAGAUCAUUCUUUUUAAAAGUGACGGCUCAAAAUGUAAAUUGAUGAACAUUUAGUUAAUUAAAAUGUUCCAGACAUUUUACAUUGAUAAACUAACUUAUUCUAAUGUCGUUACAAUUAAUACUAUGGUUUCAUUAUUUUUAAGAUUACUAUAAUUAAAUCUGCUAAGUGUCUUAUUACUGUAAAAAGUACCCCAAAAAAAGAUCAAGGAUAAUAUCAAGGUACAAUAAAUGGGUAUCGACUGCAACCGUUUCUUUCUUCAAAUCUACUCUUUUUGUUCCCACCAUCUUUUCACCAAGUUCUAUUUUAAGCGGGCGACCGAUGAUGUAAAUGGAUGUUUCCUUAAUUAAUAUUCAGUUAGUUAUUUAACCAAGAUUAAAGAUUUGGAUUAGGUCCUACAAAAUUUAUUUUGUCAUUUUCUGACAUCAUUUUUUAUAUAGAAUGCGUUUAUGUUAUAACAUUCUUUUAAUUCGGUUUUGGAAUUUUUUAGAAAUAUUUCUAUGUGUUUUCUAUCGAAAACUUUUGUUUUCAGAUUUGUGCCUUGGGACCAUGUUAUAAUAUAUGCAUUCCUUCUUAUUAAUUAAUUCUAUUUUUAGACUAACUUGCCUAUUACCUCAAUGGCAUUUAUAUCUUCUGUGUUCUUAAAAGCAUUUAAUAUUUCAUUUCCAUUUCUUUAAAUACAUGUGUUUUUUAACGUGAUUGUAAAUUUCAAAUUGCAUGAUUGGUUAAUUAUUUUAUUGCCGUUUUGCAAGAUGGCAGAAAAUUGUCAGUUAGAACAUCCUCCUUUAUUCAUUUGGAAUUUAUUCAUUUGUAAUAACUAGAAAUCUAGUGUUAUGAUAACAACUUGGAGUCGUGUAAUAUAUAUUUAUGUCCCCCUUCAAAGAAGAGGGGGUACAUUGUUUUGCUUAUUGUGGGUUUGUCUGUAGGUCGUUAGACCCCUUAGUUUCCGGCUAAUAACUAGAGAAUGCUUUGUUUCACAAUGGCCAAACAUCAUAGGAUGAUGGCUUGUGGUUAGUGGAUGAUCCGUAUUCAUUUUGGGGUCAGUAUUGGUCAAAGACACAGUGAUCCCGAAACUGAAAACUAUUGCCGCUCAAUAACUUAAGUACGUUUUGACUUACGGCCAAAUUUCAUAGGAAGAUUGCCUGUAUAGUUUUAAGGGUCAGUAGGUCAAAGGUCAAAGUCAGACUGAAAAUGAUUUCCACUCAAUAAUUGAAGAACGCAUUUGCAGUCAGUCUUCAUUGGAUGGUUGCCUGUAGGCUUUAGAUGACCCUGUUGUUUUAGGGGUCAUUUGGUCAAAAGUCAAGGUCACAGCAUAUAGAAUCACUUGCAUCUUAGAUGAGGAGGGGAACUUUUAAAAAGUGUUUUAACUUUUGAAUACUACAGCCACCAAUUGCAACCUAUUGUUCUUGGCCCAGAUACACGCUACUUAUAACAUUGCAUAUACGACAUACUGCUUCUUACAUUGUAUAUUUUUAUUAAAGGCAUGUUGUACUGAGAUAAAACAGAUUUUCAGCUAAAACUUUGUACCAGGAUGUCUCUCAUUGUUCACCAGAAAUUUAGAGUGUGUAAUACUUGUCAGAUAGAAUACUUACUGUAAUACAGUACAGUGUGUCAAAACAGGUCAUGUUUUCAGCUCACCGGAACUUUGUCCAGGGUGAGGUAUUAAUAUAGGUGAACGGUCCGGUGUCCAUCGUACAUCGUCCUGCUUCUUGCAUCAACAUUUUUACUUAAAUAUCUCCUCUGAAAGUAUGACUACUUGCCAGAUUUUCACCAAAAUUAGUCAGUAGAACCUGGCAUGGACCUUUUACAAGUUUGUUCAAAUGAUUCAGCUUGGCACCUUUUAGGGGCCACUAGAACUAAAAAUAGAAAAACAUUUAAACAACAUUCUCAUAAACUGCUUCAUAGGUCUUCGCCAAAAUUGGUUUGUAGCAUAAUUAUAAGGUCCUCUCCCAAUUUUGUUCAAAUGGGGGCACUUUGCUCCUUUUUAGGGGCCACUAAAGCUAAAAAUAGAAAAAAACAACAUUUAAACAACUUCUUCUCAUGAACCCCUUGAUAGAUCUUCAUCAAACUUAGUCUGUAAUGCAAUUAUAUAAUAGGGUCCUCUCCUAAUACUGUUCAAAUGGGGGCACUUUGCUCCUUUAAGGGACUGCUAGAGAUCAAAUUAGAAAGAUCUUUAAACGAUUUCUUCAAUAACCAAUAGAUGGAUCUUCAUCGAUCUCGGUCUGUAGCAUCAUUAUAUGGUCCUCUCUCAGAUUUACACUCAGCCCCUUUAAGGGGCCUCUAUGUGAAAAUAAGACUUCUUCUCAUGAACUGCUCUAUGUAUCUUCAUUUAAAUGGUCUGUUGCAUCAGUAUAAAGUCCUCCCAGAUUUAUUCAAAUGGGGGCGAUAAACCCCUUUAAGGUGCCACUAGAGCUAAAAAUAGAAGUACCUUAAAUGCCUACUUCCUAUGAACUGUUGGAUGUAACUUCACCAAACAUUAUCUUUAGCAUCAUUAUAAGGGCUUCUCCCAAGCUUUUUUCAAAUUGGGGCACUUGGUCCUUUUUAAGGGCCACUAGAGCUGAAAAUAGAAAUGACUUUAAACAACUUCAUCUCAUGAACAGCUAGAUGGAUAUUCAUCAAACUUGAUUUGUAGUAUCAUUAUAAGGUCCUUUACUAACUUUUUUAGUUCGGGGCACUUGGCCCCUUUUAGGGGCUGCUAGAGGUAAAAAUAGAAAAACCUGUAAAUAACAUCUUCUCAUGAACUGCUUGAUGGAUCAUCAUCAAACCUUGUCUGGAGCAUCAUUAAAAGGUCCUCUUCCAAAUUUCUUUAAAGCGGGCAUUUUGGCUCCUUUUAGGGGCCACUAGAGCUAAAAAUAGAAAUACCUUUUAACAACUUCAUCUCAUGUACCACUAGAUGGUUAUUCAUUCAGCUUUGUCUGUAGCAUUAUCAUAAGGUUCUCUCCAAGUUUUGUUAAAAUGAGGGCACUUGGCCGCUAGAACUGAAAACAUAAAUGCCUUUAAAUGACUUCUUCUCAUGAAGGGCUUGAUUGAUCAUCAUCAAACUUGAUUUGUAGCAUCAUUUUAAGGCCCUCUCCCAAGUUGUUCAUUUGCAGUUUUUGGCCUAUUUAGGGACUGCUGAGUUAAAAAUAGAAAAAAGAUUAAAUGACUUCUUCUGAUGAACCGCUGACUGGAACUUCAUCAGACUUGGCCUGUAGCAUCAUUGUAAGAUCCCUUUCCCAAGUUUGUUCGAAUAAGGGCACUUAGCCUCUUUAAGGCUAAAAAUAGAAUAACCAUUUAAUGACUUCUUCUCAUGAAUAGCUUGAUGGAUCUUCAUCAAACUUGGUCUGUAGUAUCAUUGUAAUAGUUCUGCUUGGUCCCUUUUAGGGGACACCAGAGCUAAAACCAGAAUUUAUUUUAAAUAACUUUAUACCAUGAAGUUUGUUCUAAUGUUAUGCAUUUUUGGGGCAUCACAGCAAAAUAUAGAAAAAUCCUUUUAAAAACUUUUUUAAUGCACUACUUAAAGGAUUUUCACUAAACAUAGUUACAGGCAAGGUCAGGUCCGGGUGAGCGACUAAGUCCCAUUUAGGCCUCUUGUUAUGAGUUAAUUAUGGAUACUGUAUAUGAUGACUUAUUUAAAACCGUAUGUUUUUGGCUAAGAAAGGAAUAUGUGUUGUUAAUGCCCUUCAGGAUCAUGAAAUUUUUCUAAUUUCUCAAGUAAUUGUUCAUUUCUUAUCAUUGUAAUGUAGCUCUCAUCUUUGCUACACUUCAAUACUGAUAGUCCAAAUAUGUUUUCUUACUUUAAGCCAUGCACAUGUUAUACUACCAAUUCUGAUGAAACUUAUGACAAAGGCUCUGCAUUCCGUGAUAGACUACAUGUUUUCAUAUGACACCUCAGUUGGUAAGAAGGCCAAGAACCAUAAGGUGUGUUUUUUUCAGAAAAAAAUGUGCCUUUUUGUACUUAGAAAGUUAGAAUUUUCUUGGUUAAAUAUGUUUUUAUGAUGUCCUCUUUUCUUGUAUGCUGUAAAUGCUAUAGCCUUGAAACUUUAUACACAUUUAUUCAUCAGUAACAGAAUAGGCAGAUGAAGGAUCAUCUCUCGCAUUGUUGACCUUUCUGUACUUAGUUUUCUUGGUAAAAUAUGUUGUAAAGGACCACUUUUCUUGAAUAAUGUCAAAAUUUAUGGAAUCUUUGAAUACCUGUUUUUCAUCAUUUGAUGAGUAAGUAGGUAAAGAACCAUAACUCUCUUUCGCAUUUUUUGGCAUGAUGGCCCAUUUUGUACUUAGAAAAUUGAUAUCUGUGUUAAAGUGACCAGAACAGUAACUGUGGUUGGCACACUUAGUGUACUUACUAUGUUUUUGAAGUGAUUCAAGGGAUUUUUUUCAAACUUGUUGUUACUGACCUUCAUCCAUUUGGCAAGAUACAUAAUUCUGACAAAAUAAUUUCUUGAAUUUUGCUACUUUAUUUUCAUAAAGUUUUUUUUAAAUUUUUGCAUACUAAUUUUGAAAUUAAGGUAUUUUUUGAAUAACUUAAUAGGAUUGCAACAGGCUUACGACAGAUGUUGGUCCAUAAUUUUAACAAAUUUGAUGUUCUUUUAAAAAAAAUUUACAAAUCAAAACAUGAUAGCAUGUUACUACUCCUUCAGAAUCAGAUAUAAUAGUGAAAAUCUGUUGCUACUGUUUCGUCAAAGUUAGCAGUAUUUAUUAUCUGCUACUUAUAAUUCCACGGUAUGAUUUCUGUGCAACAGACCAGCAAAAUAACAUCCUCUUGAAUAAUUUAUGUUUAAUUUGAUAGCAUCACACAGUUGCAGAAAGGCCAUUACUACACUCUUGGCUUAUGACUUACAAUCUUGGAUUAUACCUUUAUGUUACUUCAAUAUUUAUGUAAUUGUUUCUUUCAUUUUCCCUCAUUUAAGGUCACUAUUUACUGUCCAGCUUGAAAAUAUUCAAGCUGACAGCACUUUGUUUUUCAUUUUGCUCACAAGUUUUCUGUUACCACAUAUUUGUACCCAUGACUACUUUUUUCAUGUUUGCUCAAAAUUCAUGAUAUCUAAGAAUUAUAAUUAAUAUUGAAUAUAGUUAUUGCUGUCACAACAAUGCAGUUAACAUUGAAUAAAGUUAUUGCUAUCACAACAAUGCAGUUAACAUUGAAUAUAGUUAUUGCUAUCACAACAAUGCAGUUAACAUUGAAUAAAGUUACUGCUGUCACAACAAUGCAGUUAACAUUGAAUAUAGUUAUUGCUAUCACAACAGUGCAGUUAACAUUGAAUAAAGUUAUUGCCAUCACAACAGUGCAGUUAACAUUGAAUAUAGUUAUUGCCAUCACAACAAUGCAGUUAACAUUGAAUAAAGUUAUUGCCGUCACAACAAUGCAGUUAACAUUGAAUAUAGUUAUUGCCGUCACAACAAUGCAGUUAACAUUGAAUAAAGUUAUUGCUAUCACAACAAUGCAGUUAACAUUGAAUAUAGUUAUUGCUGUCACAACAAUGCAGUUAAUAACAUUGAAUAUAGUUAUUGCUGUCUAAGCAGUGUAAUACAUUUCAUGAUAGUUCCAAACCAAUUUUUUAAGCCUAUACUUUAUUUUCGUAAUUGUAUUGAAGAUAGAUGUGUUGUUAUUUUUUGGGGUUUUUUUUGUAUUUUAAGCAGGUGAUACUACAUUGAUUCAUACUUAAUUAGAAAGUGAAACUUUUUACUGUAAAAUUCAAACAUUUUUCCCUUUGUUACUUUUUUAACAGCUGACUGCAUGCAAUCUUUUCACAUGUUUUGAUAAGUUGCUAUGUGCAUGAUGUCACUUAUCAACUGUUGAUGCUGAAUUUUGUCUUUCAGUAAUAUUUUUAUGGUGUAUAAUUUAUAAUUAAUAAUUUAAUGGUGUAUGAUGGCAGUAUAUAUUGAAUAAUCCCAGGGAUGGCCAUUGAAAUCUGUGCAAGGAAUCGAGAAGAGCAGAAGAAUGCUAACCCAAAUAUUUAAGUAAAAUCCUGGUCUCGCUUUCAAAGUAAAUAAAUAAUCUGGCUUAAAUUCCACGAGUUAAAACAUAGGAUCUCCCUUAAAAUAUUCCAAAACAGAUACAUUUUGAAAAGAAAAGAACAUUCUUUGGCUUUAGUUUAUGGAUAUCUUAGUAUUUUUGAAAAAAAAAUCCUAACUUCACUCACAGUAAAUAUUCUUUUCCAUACCUUACAGGCGCGUGAUCAAACUCCAGUUGAGAGACAUGUAUUUUGUAUAAUCUGGCCAGUUUCAGCUACUAUAUACUAGAAUCUUCAAAAAUAUGGCCUCCCUUCGUCCCAGUUUUUCUUGGUAAAUAAACAUUCUAGCUUAAUCUGACCCCAAACAACCAGUCUCCCGCCUCUUCUUAUGGUCAGGGCAACCAUUAUUAAUUUUUAUGUUUGUUAGUGACCCUGCAUGGAAAAAUGUGGGGUCAGUAUGAUAAAUGAUGGCGAGGCGUUAGCUGAGUCCCCAGAUAUAUCUGACUGACCCCACAUAUUUGUGUGAAGGGUCACAUACAAACCCAAUAAUUGAUUUGUUUUACUGACCACUUACUUUAAGCCUAGCCCAACAUGAAAAUCUACUGACCUUCCACAGAAAUACAGGGUGUCACUAUGUGACCAUCUUUUAACAAGUGGAAAUGCUAGAAUCUUGUGUGAGGUAUGAAAUUUUUUUGCCAAAUAUGUAUUUUUGCUUUAGUAAGCUGGAACAGUUUAUUUUUUCUUGCCAGUUAAGGCUGUCGUUCAUAGCGAUAUUCUUAAAAUAUAUAUACAGUUAUAGACAUUGUGAAUGUAACUUUAAUGUACGUUAUUUUGGAUUCCAUUUUACAUUUAUUUUAUGGAAUUUUAUCAUAAAGUUUUUAAGUAUGAUAUAGAAAUAUUUAAAUUGAUGUACAUGUAUUUGUAAUGUGUGAUUAUUUUAAGAGAACAUAUUCUCAUCUUGUAAUAAACAUGAAGAAAAAGAAAGGUUUAUACAUUUACACAUGCGGUUUUAACAUUAUGCUUAUUAUUGCUUUUAUGCUAAUUUCUACAGAACCUCUCUUCGUACAUCUUUCAGUAUUUGAUAGUGUUUAAUUGUCGUUGUUUGGCUUACAAUGACUUAGUUUGCAUAUUCUAUCUUAAUUUUCUAUGUGCAAUAAAUGUUAUAUGUUUGUAAAGGAUUGAAAAUAUAAAGAAAUAUUCAGUUACAGAA
This is a messenger RNA of Mercenaria mercenaria, 9510 nucleotides long. RefSeq lists its product as uncharacterized. The coding region runs from base 260 to 2119 and encodes 619 amino acids. The record is from RefSeq and is a predicted model, not a curated record. The transcript has 5 exons. NCBI's taxonomy places the organism in Eukaryota, Metazoa, Mollusca, Bivalvia, Venerida, Veneridae.